Molecule: messenger RNA, 1461 nt
Organism: Vicia villosa (hairy vetch)
Lineage: Eukaryota; Viridiplantae; Streptophyta; Magnoliopsida; Fabales; Fabaceae
Exons: 2
Coding region: 1-1461 (486 amino acids)
Source: RefSeq, a predicted model, not a curated record
AUGGACACUCCCAUUGAUACUGUCAAGGAGGCAAAGAGACAUACGCACACCUACAGCUUUUUUCGAGAGCCGUUGACCGCCUUAGAGGGUUUGAGUUCGUUAAUGACCGCUUUCUGCUUGAAGAGUUUCACGGACAAUUAUGGGAAUAUCUUGACUUUGUUGGAAACCGUGGUUGAUACUCCUGCUUUGCAAACUUUGAUGCAAUUCUAUGAUUCUGAAAUGAGGUGUUUCACGUUCCAGGAUUACCAGUUGGCUCCGACAUUGGAAGAGUACUCUAUUAUUCUUAAUCUCAAGUUGAUUGCUGCUGCUCUUUAUUUGAGCAUAAAAGAAGUAUCUGAUAAUUGGAAGUCGAAUGGAGGUGUCUCGGGGUUCUCUUUGAAGUUCUUGGUGAGAAAAGCUAAAGAGGAAUUUGAGAAAAAGAAUUGGAACGCGUACAAUGCAUUGCUUGCUGUGGCUAUUUACGGGAUUGUGAUGUUCCCGAAUGUUCCCAAUUUUGUAGACUCGGCCGCGAUACACAUCUUCAUGGGAAAGAAUCCUAUUCCUACUUUGUUGGCCGAUACUUACUAUGCCGUUCAUUCCCGAUAUGAGAAACGUGGCGGUGCUAUCACUUGUUGCCUUCAAUUGUUGUUCAUCUGGUUCCUCUCUUUGUUGCCCAGCAAAGGACCUUUUGUGAAGACAAGGGAGACACUUAAGUGGACCCACAGGAUUAUGUCACUUACCUCUUAUGACAUCCAGUGGCCAAAGUAUCGAAUUAACGUUUCUGAAGUGAUUGUUGGAUGCGGUAAGUUUGAUAAUGUUCCUUUGGUUGGUACCAGAGGUUGCAUCAAUUACAAUCCCGUGGUAUCCUUGCGUCAGUUGGGGUAUACGUUGAAAGAUAAGCCGGCAGAUCACUUGAUAGCGGAGACAGUCUAUUUUGAGAAGGGGUCGGGUCCAGAAAAGUUGAAGGAGAUAAUUGUGGCUUGGAAGAAGAUCCGUAAGCAUAAUGGAGCCCAUUUAGGGAAGAAGGAAUCACUUGCUUUGACACCGUAUGUUGAAUGGAUUGUGAAACGGGUUGGAAACUUGUUGCUGCCAUAUGACAGGGUUGCACCACUUCAAAAGCAACCUCCUUUGAUUCUAUCUGAAUUUGUGCCAACAGAACUUUACAAGGAUGCUCUGGUUACCAACUACAGGUUGCAUGAAAGAGAGCAAGAGACCAAUUUGAAGUUCUUUGAAGAGAGAGAUGCAAAGAUGAGGUUGAUGCACCAGCUCAAGCAAGUCGAAGGUGCAAGUUCAAGUCAAGCCAGUGCCCGGAGGCGUCCCUAUGAGUUGCUAGAGGAAGAAUUGUAUCAGAAGCAGCAAGAGUGUCUACAGUUACAGAGAUCAGAGAGUAGUCUCAAGAGGCAGAAGCGGGAUUCAGAUAAACAGCUAGCAGAAGAGAAGGCUAAGACUGCUCGGCUUGAAGAAGAACUAAGAAGACUCUGA